This is a messenger RNA of Nicotiana tabacum (common tobacco), 366 nucleotides long. Lineage: Eukaryota; Viridiplantae; Streptophyta; Magnoliopsida; Solanales; Solanaceae. The record is from RefSeq and is a predicted model, not a curated record.
AUGAGAAAUCACGAAAAUCGACCCGCUGGGUCUACACCAUUGCCUGAAGUGGAUGAGGUGUAUUCACAUUAUACUAAGCAUGAAAAAGGUCGUGGUCGUGGCCGUGGACAAGGAAAAAAAAUUCCUCGUGUUAAUUAUUUUCCGAAGAAAAAUAACCACCAAAAGUGGAAAGGGAAAGAAGAGAAGUCAAAGGCAAAUGGUUCAGAAACUGAAUGCUAUCAUUGCGGUGGAAAAGGGCAUUGGGCAAAUAUUUGUCGUAUACCAAGAUAUUUGGUUGAGCUUUAUCAAGCGUCUCUGAAGAAUAAAGGCCUGAAGCUAAUUUUAUCUGUGACAAUGAAUUUGACAUCACCCACUUGGAUGUGGUAG